AUGGAUCCAUGGAACUUGGACAGUGUUUGCUAUCUCUGUGACGAUGAUACAUGUACAGAUACAUGGCUUGUCAUCGUCACAGAGGAGAACGGUUACCGGUCUAAGUGUUUUGAUAGAGGUGAACUCGGCAUCGUGACUGCUGCCGAUACGGCUCUCUUCCUUCCACCAAUGCUUCCGUCCAGACUCUACCGAAAUUUGGGUAUCCCACCUCCCCUCAGGGCUCUAAUUACCCCUCAUCCCUCCUUGCCUGCGACUGUCAAAGUUCAGUUGCGCCUCCGACUGGGUAUAUUUAACCACAGAACAAUCUCAACAUCUGGUAUAGGAAGACGAGAUCUCAGCACUUCCACCUGUGUCCAACAACACUCUUCUUCAAGUUCAGAAUCACAGUCACAAUCAGAACCGCCGUCGUCAUCGACUAUCGAACUUGGUGAUGGAGAGUCCCCAACGAGCUCAAACUCUGCUGACUUGACGACAUCUCAAGUUCUUCCCGAGAGUAUACAGCCCAAACUAUCAAUGACAUUCACUUGUACAGUGGAGGGCUGCGGGACACGGUCAACGCAUGAGUUUUCGAAGCGGUCGUAUGAGAGAGGGAUCGUUCUUGUACAAUGCCCGGGGUGUGAGAAUAGACAUCUAAUAGCAGACCAUUUGGGGUGGUUCAAAGAAAGUACCGAAGAUGGGAAAUUACGAACUGUUGAAGACCUUUUACGAGCCAAAGGAGAGAAAGUCAAACGAGGAAAGCUCAACGCAGACGGGGACAUUGAAUAUGUCGAGUAGUUCAAACUGAAGUCAAGAGGUGUAGAAGUGGGUAGGAUUAUAGCCUUUUAUUUGGCUAAAGCAUCUCGAAAGCAUAAAAAUCCCACCAGUCU
Messenger RNA from Marasmius oreades (fairy-ring Marasmius), 866 nucleotides. RefSeq lists its product as uncharacterized. The record is from RefSeq and is a predicted model, not a curated record. Gene Ontology annotation, molecular function: protein-folding chaperone binding; zinc ion binding. Lineage: Eukaryota; Fungi; Basidiomycota; Agaricomycetes; Agaricales; Marasmiaceae. Gene Ontology annotation, cellular component: mitochondrion. The coding region runs from base 1 to 774 and encodes 257 amino acids. The transcript is spliced from 3 exons. Gene Ontology annotation, biological process: protein import into mitochondrial matrix; protein folding; protein stabilization.